Messenger RNA from Manduca sexta (tobacco hornworm), 2770 nucleotides. Its product is annotated as protein couch potato. The coding region runs from base 1387 to 1932 and encodes 181 amino acids. The record is from RefSeq and is a predicted model, not a curated record. NCBI's taxonomy places the organism in Eukaryota, Metazoa, Arthropoda, Insecta, Lepidoptera, Sphingidae. Gene Ontology annotation, molecular function: mRNA binding. The transcript has 10 exons.
UGCGUCUCCUUUGACAGCUCUGACAUUUUCAGGCACGCUUAGAAAAUCACUGUGAAGUAAUACACCCAGAAACUAAAGCAAUUUACACAAGCAGAAUACAAGAAAACAGCUUCGAGUAUUAGGCGGCAAGCUGACAGACUCUCAACAACUCCCGUGUUAUAAUUUCCAAGCUUAAAAUCAUUUUAAGUGGUUGUUUACAAACGCUGUUCACCAGUAAAGCAUAUCAAGUCGCCAUAAUCCCAUAAUAACUGUGAAAUAUUGUGUAUUAUUCGUCGGACGGUGAAUUUUCAAUAUGACAAUCGAGAGUGCGUUUGGAACUUUACAUAGCGAGCCUCUUGGAAGUGAUAACCUAUGAACUGACAUGCGUAUAGAGUGCGUCGUGUUACCGCGGCACCGUACACACGCUCUGUAAAACCUAGGCUAUGUAAAGCCCAUGACUUAGCUCGUAAAUCUUAUCAAAAUUAAUACAUAUCAUUAUUGUGCCUGUACACUAAACAUAUCUCUUAUAUUUACAUUUUUAUUAUAACAUUGAAAGUCAUUUUUGAGAUUAUUGCGAUUUUAAAUAUAAAUUAUACAUUAUAUCAUAUAUAAAGACGUUUGAGUAAGAAGCUGAAUCGAAUAUCAACAACUACCUCUCUCACAAGGAAAUUCUUUAAGGAGUGGCUAACGAGUAAAUAUCAACGUACACGAAUGAAGACACAAGUGCUCAGGCGCUGAAAACUGAUAAACAGUCGCUAUUAGGCGCGCCAUAAUUAUUCACUUUAUUAGUUGAAGCAAACAGUCAGUCGGGAUCGCGUACCGCAACGCACUAGAGCUGCGUCGUAGUCGAUAUCGAUAUCGAUACCGCGUCGCGCUGCGUCCGGUACCUCCCCUGUCGCUGCAACAGUCGGUGCUCGCCAGAGUCACGUGACUCGGCCGGCACGCCCCGCCACAGCCGUGGAUAACCUCGGCCAAAGUCCCCUCCCGGUGAAGAGGCUGCACGAAGCGCUUCAGAGUGCGCAAGUGAAGCGCCAGCGGCUUUCCCCUCCAUACCCCGCACCUCCCGCCUCUCUCCAUCCGAUUCACCAGCUCGCCGUGCACCAACACAUCAAAGUGCAGCAAAGUAUAGUGCAACAGAGCAUCGUGCAGCAACACCAGUUGAACCUGGCCCACCAGUCGCUGCAAAACCUGCAGGCGCAACAAAGUCUGCAGGCCCAGCAGAGCCUCCAGGCGGCACAAAGUCUCCAGGCGGCGCAGAGCCUGCAAGCGGCGCAGAACCUUCAGGCGGCUCAAAGCCCCGCGGCUACGGGUGGCGCAGGCGCGCAGCAGGCGGCAGGAGCGACACAAGGCGCGCUGGUGCCGCCGCAGCAGCCUUCGCCGCGGGCCGCAUCCCCACAACACAAGAACAUGGAGCUGGCGCUCUGUCAAAGCAUGGACUCCGUCAACACCGCUACUACUGAGGAAGAGGUGCGGACGUUGUUCGUGAGCGGUCUGCCGAUGGACGCCAAGCCACGGGAACUCUAUCUGCUGUUUCGAGCAUAUGAGGGCUAUGAGGGUUCCCUGUUAAAGGUUACGAGCAAGAACGGGAAAACAGCUUCGCCCGUGGGAUUCGUCACGUUCCAUACCAGAGCCGGCGCCGAGGCAGCCAAGCAAGACCUUCAGCAGGGCGUCCGGUUCGACCCCGACAUGCCGCAAACGAUUCGGCUGGAGUUCGCUAAAAGCAACACGAAGGUCAGCAAGCCGAAGCCGGCAGUUGCCACAGCCGCGCCAGCUGCACACCCCGCAUUGAUGCACCCACUCACUGGACACCUAGCGAGUCCGUUCUUCCCGGGCGGCGGCGCGGAGCUGUGGCACCACCCGCUAGCGUACGGCGGCGAGCUGCCGGCGCUCUCGCACGGACUCGUGCAUCCCGCCAUCCACCCGCAGAUGGCGCCCGUCCGCUCUUACCUCUGACUAGCUGCCGCCGACAGGCCACACCACACUCCCCUGACGCUGGGCGCGUGCGUACUACCUGCGCCGGCGCUGGGGUCGCCGGGCGCGGGGGUGCCGGCGCAUGCGCCCGCGCCCGCCGCCCACGCCGCGCACCCUGCGCACUCCGCACACCCUGCGCACACUGCGCCGCCCUGCUCCACCCUGUUCGUCGCCAACCUGGGACAGUUCGUCUCCGAGCACGAGCUUAAGGAAAUAUUCAGCAGCUGCCCGGGGUUCUCGCGCCUUCGCCUGCUCAGCGCCGGCAGCGGCGGCGGCACCACUAGCCCGGUGGCCUUCGUGGAUUUCGCUAGUCCGCCGGACGCCGCCGCGGCUAUGGCACGCCUGCAGGGAGCCCUGCUUCUCAGCUCAGAGGGGGCCAUCCAUCUCGAAUAUGCGAGGCAUAAGAUGGCACACAACGGCUGGAUUCUCGCACAUGAAGGAGCCAAAAGCGGAGAAGAGAGCGAACAGCAUUAGUUCGUUCGUGGCUCUCGGCACUUGACAACCAGCUAACUGAGGGACGCGCACUCUCGAUCCUCUGAAUCGCAUCGGAACCACACCAACAGGAGACGGGGCACACACCAACUGCUCCAGCGUAUACGUAUACCCACACUACGGCUAACGUGACGUCAUAAUAUUGUCAACAUUGUGAAAGGCGGAACAGGCGCAGGACCGCGAUGUGCUCAGUCUCCUCUUUAAUAUAGUAUUUCACAGCGUCGGGGAUGUGGUGUUGUUGUUGUUUUUAAACCAAAUUGAUCAUGUUUUAAUUGUAAUAUUAACAUUCCAGGUUGAUUAUUUACCUUUCUAAUGAGAAUAUGUAAAA